This is a messenger RNA of Lethenteron reissneri (Far Eastern brook lamprey), 465 nucleotides long. Its product is annotated as CUGBP Elav-like family member 6. Gene Ontology annotation, molecular function: mRNA binding. The record is from RefSeq and is a predicted model, not a curated record. Gene Ontology annotation, cellular component: nucleus. NCBI's taxonomy places the organism in Eukaryota, Metazoa, Chordata, Hyperoartia, Petromyzontiformes, Petromyzontidae.
AUGUCGGGCCCCGAGGGCUGUAACCUCUUCAUCUACCACCUCCCGCAAGAGCUGGGCGACAUGGAGCUCAUGAGGACGUUCUCCCCCUUCGGCAGCGUCAUCUCCUCCAAGGUCUUCCUCGACCGUGCCACCAAUCAGAGCAAGUGCUUCGGGUUCGUGAGCUUCGACAACUCUGGGAGUGCUCAGGCGGCCAUCCAGGCCAUGAAUGGUUUCCAGAUCGGCAUGAAGAGGCUGAAGGUGCAGCUGAAGAGGUCCAGAGACUCGAACCGCCCUUACUAAGAGUGGGGGGCUCUCGCCCCCCCCACCCAACUCAGCCACACACACAGAGGAGGACAAAAUGAGUGUGCAUCAACACUCAUCACUCUCACUCGCGUCAAGAUCACACACACACACACACCAUCACACUCACAUACACCAUCACACUCUCACACACACACCAUCACACACACACCAUCACACUCACAC